UUGUAUGGAAUCUAAAAAGCCCCAGAUUAUUAAAGAAAAGCGCCUUACACAGUUAAGGGUAAAGCAAACUGCAUGCGAGAUGUGGAGCUUACUACGACUUUUUCCAUUGAUGAUAGGUGCUGGUGUUGAUGAAGAUUAUGAAAUGUGUAAGUUGUUGAUUGAUUUUACUGAUAUUGUAAAGAGAUUGUGUGCUCCAAAAUUUACUGAAGAUCAUCUUAAGAUUUUAGAACAUUUAAUUACAAAUUUUUUAAAGAAUUAUUGUUGUUUAUUUCCUGAGAUAGCAUUGAAACCUACGGCACAUUUCAUUACACACUAUCCUGCAAACAUUUGGGAAUUUGGGCCGCUCAUAAAGACUCUUCGUUUUGAAUCCAAACACAGCUAUUUUAAAAAUUCAAUCACAAAUACAAGGAAUUAUAUGAAUGUAUGUAAGUCUAUGGCUAUUCAUCAUCAAAUGCUUAUGUAUUUGUACAACAAGGAAGACUCAUACUUUUCAUCUCAUGACAUAAUGCCGGUUGGUUGUAAAGAAAAAUCAAUAAAUGAAAUUCCAGAACUGUAUAAAGAUUUCUUAAGUCCAAUUAUACCACAUGCUGCACAUAGUCUUCUCGAAGCACAGGGUGUAACAUACAAUGGAAAUAAAUUUUAUUCAAGUGGUGUUGUGGUUGUUUUUGUUGAUGAUAAAAAUCUUGAAAUGGGUGAAAUAAUUAGUGUUUAUCAUCAAUGA
Messenger RNA from Hydractinia symbiolongicarpus, 721 nucleotides. RefSeq lists its product as uncharacterized. Bases 5 to 721 code for a protein of 238 amino acids. The transcript has a single exon. NCBI's taxonomy places the organism in Eukaryota, Metazoa, Cnidaria, Hydrozoa, Anthoathecata, Hydractiniidae. The record is from RefSeq and is a predicted model, not a curated record.